Harpegnathos saltator (Jerdon's jumping ant) is the source of this 696-nucleotide messenger RNA. RefSeq lists its product as uncharacterized. Bases 1 to 696 code for a protein of 231 amino acids. The transcript has 4 exons. The record is from RefSeq and is a predicted model, not a curated record. Lineage: Eukaryota; Metazoa; Arthropoda; Insecta; Hymenoptera; Formicidae.
AUGGAGAGCGAUGUCCCGCAGGGGUCGGUGCUCGGCCCCCUGCUAUGGGACAUCGGCUUCGACCGUGUCCUUCGCACUUCGCUCCCCAACGGCUGCCACGUCGUCUGCUACGGAGACGACACGUUAGUGGUGGCCGAUGGAGGGAACUGGGAUGAGGCCCGCUUCCGCGCGGAGGUGGCAGUGGCAUCGGUGGUGAGAACCAUCGGAGACCUCGGUCUCAUGGUGGCGCCCCUGAAGACUCAGACUCUGCUGGCAUCCGCGGUGGUCAAGAGGCAGCUGAGGCAAGCCCUUAGGCCCCUAAUGAUCAGGGCGAUUCGGGGGAUCCGCACUGUGUCAUACAUGGCGGCGACCACCCUGGCGGGCUCCUCUCCUGUGGAGCUCCUCGCCGAGGAGAGGAGGAUCCUCUACUGGCGAGUGAAGCAGCUCCGCGAGGGGGGAGAGCUGACGGCCAGGGACCUGAAGGGCCUGAUGACCCAGGCCAGAGAUCGGACCCAGGAGCGGCUAUGUAACAUUUUUAAGAAGUAUGUAGAAAUACUUGUAUCUAUAUUCAUAUCUAUAUCUAUACUCACCAUCAAGUACAGGCAUAAGAAUAUUCCUUUGAGAAUCAGAAGAUCGCGGCAGACCGUGAGAGACAGUGAGUCGACCAGAUCAGCGACCAGGAGAGCUCUAGCGAGAAUGGUGAAGAGAAGUCGAUGA